GUUUGCCCUCUGUUCGGCAAUCAGAGUUCUUCCCAUCUUCCUCUAAUUCUCCUCAACCUGCCAAAGCUCCCUCUGCCUCCACUAUCCCUUCCAUGCCUUCCUCUUCUACUUCAUCUCUUUCAUCUCCUUUGCACCCUCCUCAGUGAACCCAUACUAUGAUCACCAGGUCUUAAGUUGGCACUUAGAAGCCUCAAAUUUUACCAUCUUUACUUGAUACUGGAACUGACAUCAAAGAACCACGCACCAUUAAAGAAACUUGUAAAUUCGUAAAAUGGCGAUCUGCGAUGGCAGAUGAAUUCUCAGCUUUGCUAAAGAAUAAUACUUGGUCUCUUGUGCCUCAUCCUUUGAACGUCAAUGUGGUUGGCUUGAAUCUUGUGGUGAAGCCUAUCACAAUUCACACUGUUUUAGCACUAGAUGUGAUGAACUCUUGGCCUAUUCAUCAACUUGAUGUUAAGAAUGCUUUUCUUCAUGGGCAUCUCUAUGAGGUUGUAUACAUGUCUCAGUCUCCUGGCUUUAUUAAUUCUAAAUAUCCUAAUUAUGUUUACCAGUUGAAUCGUGCUCUUUAUGGCUUGAAAUAGGUGCCUCAUGCCUGGUUUCAGCAAUUUGCAUCUUUUCUGUUUGCUCGAGGUUUUUCUCAGGCUCGAUCUAACAGUUCUAUGUUUCUUUAUCGUUCUAAUGGUGCCAUGGCUAUUCUUUUACUUUAUGUGGAUGAUAUUGUGCUUAUGGCUUCCACUAAAUUCCUACUUCAUGU
Messenger RNA from Rubroshorea leprosula, 751 nucleotides. The record is from the annotation of a GenBank genome assembly. NCBI's taxonomy places the organism in Eukaryota, Viridiplantae, Streptophyta, Magnoliopsida, Malvales, Dipterocarpaceae.